AAAGUUUCUCUUCCUGAUCUCGGGUCAGUUUCGCUUUCCGUUCUACCUGCUGUCAUCGACCGAAGAAGAAGAAGAAGCAGUCGUCAGAACAGGACAGGACACCGCCACAGAGGAAGAUAACAAGUACAUUUUAGUCCACUUGAGACUGUAACCAGCCUUUAUUUGGACUUUUAAACCGAAAUUGUCACCUUUAAGUCGACUACAGGAAGUGUGUUGGAUGCGGACAGGACUUCAACAACACGACCUGAAAAGGCCGAUCUAUGGAUUCUGAAGUUAAAACGCGAGGCAAUCUGAAAGAGGCUGAGGAUCUGGCCCUCUCUCUGAGCGAAGCCCUGUGCAGCGGGGACGGACAGGAAGCAGCCAAACUGUGCCAGACACUGUCCCAGCUGUCUGUGCCAGUGUCUGUCAACAUCAACACUCAGGCCUACCCUCAGGACUCCAUCAGGUUGUGGGUUGGAGUGGAGGAUGCUCAGUCAGAAAACUACAUCCCAGUGACUGUCGAGGUCUCUCUUUACAUCACAAUAGCACAACUGAAAGAAAAGAUCUGCGACGACUUCGGCUUUGCCCCGGCGCUGCAGCGUUGGGUGAUCGGCAAGCGUUUGGCUCAGGACCGGGAGACGUUGUACAGCCACGGUGUCCGUAAGAGCGGAGACAAGGUUUUCCUGUUUAUCCUCUCAGCCCAGGCUGCUCAUCUGACACGUCAACAACACAAACUGGACCAUGAGCAACAACGCAUAGAGGGCAUCAUGGAUUCGAUGCAGUCGAUGCACCUUUUAGCCAGAGGCCUUGGUGCAGUAGGUGGUGAGAAGCUGGCUCCUCCUCCGCUUCCUCCCAAACCCCCGACUCUUGAGAAACCUGCUGUGCUCCCCAAACCUCAGCUGGGCUGGGCCUGUGCAGCUUGUACGUUUGUGAACAAACCCACACGUCCAGGCUGUGAGAUGUGUGGUGAGGAACGACCCAAGGAUUACUUUGUGCCCAUCAUCUACCAGCCGGACCAGCAGGAGGCUCUGCGGAUUCAGCAGGAACAGCUGGCCAUGCUGCAGUACGAACAGGCUCAGCGGGAGGAACGUGAGAGGAACUAUCUCUACCUGUUGGCAACAGAAGACCUGAACCUCAUCUCCAACACCACAGAGAUGGAGUGUCCCAUCUGCUUCUCCCCCCUGCAGCCAGAGGAGGGCGUCGUGCUAAGAGAGUGUCUGCACACCUUCUGCAGGGACUGCCUUAAAGGGAUGAUAGUGAACAGUCAAGAUGCUGAGGUGUCGUGUCCUGACAACUGUGAGAGCAAGCUGCUGGACCGAGAGAUCAAAGCGCUGCUCACAGAUGAAGAGCACCAGCGCUUUUUGGAGUUGCGUCUGAUCAUCGCGGAAAGCCGCUCGGAGCACAGCUUCCACUGUCAGACCCCCAACUGUCGAGGGUGGUGCAUCUACGAGGACGAAGUCGACGAGUUCCACUGUGAACUCUGCAAUGCAACCAAUUGCAUCCUCUGCAGGGCCAUCCAUGACAACAUGAACUGUAAGGACUAUCAGGACGACCUGCGCGUCCGAGCGGAGAACGACCAGGCGGCUCAGCAGACCACUCUCAUGCUGCAGAGCAUGCUACAGAACGGUGAGGCUAUGAAAUGCCCACGGUGUGAUGUCAUCGUCCAGAAAAAAGACGGCUGUGACUGGAUCUGCUGUUUGAUGUGCAAAACAGAAAUCUGCUGGGUCACUAAACAAGCUCGCUGGGGACCAAAUGGCAGUGGGGACACAUCUGGGGGAUGUAGAUGCCGAGUCAAUAAUCAGCCGUGCCAUCCCAACUGCCAAAAUUGCCACUGAGGGAAGAACACUAAUGAACGCCAAUGCAAGCACCUGCACUGUCUGAAGAAAUGCAUAACUCGGCUUGGGCUUAGGCUGCUAGCUUAAUGUUGGCUAUAUGCAGGUCUUCUUUUGGUUUACCUUAGUCAACCUAAUCUUAGUCUUCUUUUCAAUGUGGUAACACCCUUCUUCUGCAAGUUAUUAAAUUGUAAGACAACCAGCCUAACAGGUAUCACUCCUGUUGUUUUCCCCCCCUUUUUCUACUACUUUUUAACUACCAGUAAGAUUGAGACUAAUUAAUUGGUUGGUGAGUGUUUCUACUACUCAUUAUGUAGUCUUACAAUACACACCAGAAUGAACACCUUCUUUUUAAUUUAACUGACCAGAAUUGUUUGAGAACUUGAGUACAGUGUAUGUACAGUAUAGUUUACCAUUUUUGCUUGACGAAUGUUUAGGAUUAUUAUUUUGUUGUCAUUAUAGCAAUAUAUUGUCUCUCAGUCAAACUAAUCUGACUGUGGUGAAGGAUGUUUACAUUGAACCAACGUGUUCUUAAAGCAGAACAAGCUACUCUUACGCACCUAAAGACUUUGUGUACAAUGGCACAAAGAACGAUGCUGUAUCGUCGUCAUGUUUUAAGCACUAUAUCAGAAGUUAUUUUUAGGGCCCGACCGAUAGGGAAUUUCUGGGGCAGAGAAGGGUACCGGUAUUAGGAAGAAACUAAUUCUGAUACUGUGGUUAGGGAUUAUAUAUCAACCGAUAUCUUUUUUUGGAUCUUCGGUCUUAAGAGAUGCUGUUAUCAAACACUU
Molecule: messenger RNA, 2599 nt
Organism: Labrus mixtus (cuckoo wrasse)
Lineage: Eukaryota; Metazoa; Chordata; Actinopteri; Labriformes; Labridae
Gene: rbck1
Product: RanBP-type and C3HC4-type zinc finger containing 1
Exons: 13
Coding region: 261-1814 (517 amino acids)
Biological process (GO): proteasome-mediated ubiquitin-dependent protein catabolic process; positive regulation of canonical NF-kappaB signal transduction; protein linear polyubiquitination
Cellular component (GO): LUBAC complex
Molecular function (GO): ubiquitin binding; ubiquitin-protein transferase activity
Source: RefSeq, a predicted model, not a curated record